CGCAGCACCGCCACACGAAGAUUUGUCCAGUAUCAAUAAUAUUAUUUAAUUUAUAAAUCGUUCGACAUGAGUGCGCCGGCUUUUACAACAAUCCUCGUUUUGAGCCUUGUUUGUUUCUGUCAUGGCUACUUACCUGUUGUCAUGUGGCACGGAAUGGGUGACAGUUGUUGCUUUGGCCUGUCCUCCAUAAAACACAAGCUGAACGAGACGCUGCCGGGUAUUUACGUGGUCUCCCUCAAAAUCGGCUCGUCGGUUAUCGUCGAUGUGGAAAACAGCUACUUCCUGCACCCCGACAAACAGAUCAACCAGGUCUGCAAGCUACUGAAAGCCGAUCCGAAACUCCGUGACGGCUUCAACGCCAUCGGUUUCUCGCAAGGAAGCCAAUUCAUACGUGGUUUGGUGCAGAGAUGCGGCGACUUGAAGGUGAAGAAUUUAAUCACGUUGGGCGGACAGCACCAAGGGGUAUAUGGGUUGCCUAAUUGUGGAUCGCUUUCUCAUCCGGCUUGCGACUAUGUCCGGCAGUUGUUGAAUUACGCCGCUUACUUUAGCUGGGUGCAAAAGAGGCUGGUACAAGCAACCUACUGGCACGAUCCGUUGAACGAAGAACUAUACAAAAAGUCCAGUACGUUCCUUUCGGACAUCAACAACGAACAACAACUGAAUUUGGACUACAUCAAGAGGAUUCAGAGUCUGGACAACUUCGUUAUGGUCAAAUUUGAGAAUGACACCAUGGUACAACCCAUAGAAAGCGAGUGGUUUGGAUUCUACAAACCGGGACAAUCCAAAGAAAUUGAGAGUUUGGAACAAACUUCUUUGUACAUUGACGAUCGAUUGGGCUUGCAGAAAUUGAAGGAAGAAAAUCGAUUGAAGUUCUUGUCACUACCUGGUAAUCAUCUGCAGUUCGAGUGGCCGUGGUUCGUUGAGAAUAUUGUCGAGCCGUUCCUGAAGAACUGAAAAUGUAUAUUUUCCUCGAAUAAGACUGUUGUAUUGUUUCUUGUACAUAAAAGAGUGUUUGCAACAAACCAUUGUCGUUUUAUAAAAAGCUUAGAUUAAAAGAGAUGAUUUUAUAA
Molecule: messenger RNA, 1070 nt
Organism: Aethina tumida (small hive beetle)
Lineage: Eukaryota; Metazoa; Arthropoda; Insecta; Coleoptera; Nitidulidae
Gene: Ppt1
Product: palmitoyl-protein thioesterase 1
Exons: 5
Coding region: 67-954 (295 amino acids)
Biological process (GO): receptor-mediated endocytosis; protein depalmitoylation
Cellular component (GO): lysosome
Molecular function (GO): palmitoyl-(protein) hydrolase activity
Source: RefSeq, a predicted model, not a curated record